CACGUCCAUAGUGUGUAUGAGAAAAUUGCUCCUCACUUCCAUGAUGCACGCUACAAGGCUUGGCCAAAGGUACAACAGUUCCUUUCAGAUCAGGAACCAGGCAACCUGAUUGCUGAUAUUGGGUGUUAAAGUGAAAUAUCAGUAACAAUGGCUUGGGCCAAACAUGUAAUGUCCGAUGUUACACAGACUUCUCUACAUUGCUCUGUGUGCGCACACUGGGCUUUGUGCUUUACGUGUCUCUUUUAUUUCUGAGUGUUCUCAUGAAUGGUUGGAGCUAAUUUCAUAGUGGUUUUUAGUGUAUUGUGAACUGUGAAAACAUAAGGGAUACGAUUCCUCUGGGGCCAGAGACCUGCGACUGGCUGGCUGAUUAGCCCCACCUGCUGCACCUGAGAAAGAGAUGGAACUUAAUUAAUUCACUCUUGGAAAAAGAGGGCAGAAGGAAAUGGAGGCGGGGAUUGCAACAACCUCCAGAAAGCUGAGGGACCAAGGGCUAUGCCUACAGUGGACUGCUAUGGGAGCUACUGCACAGAAGAAUUGCUCCAGGAACUACAUGGACUGAAGGGAGAUACUGUAGGGUCCUUCUUUUUGCUAAGCCUCUGAGGCUGUGGAAAUGGCAAAUACCUUCAUAUCAAUUCUCAAACCUAUAAACUUGGCUGUGAUUACUGCUUGCCUUUGGUGGAGUCAGCACGAAAUGAUGGCCAUGAAGUAAUGGUGUGUCAUAGUCUGUGCCUGCCAUAUCGGAAUGAGUGUUUUGAUGCCGUCUUAUCCAUUGCUGUGAUCCACCAUUUUUCAACAAAGGAGCGGCGCGUGCGAGCAAUAAAGGAGAUGGCUCGCACUUUGAGAGUAGGUGGCCAGAUGAUGAUAUACGUGUGGGCAAUGGAGCAAAAACGGCGAAAAUUUGAAAAGCAGGAUGUCUUUGUUCCUUGGAAUCCUUCACCACCUUCCUGGACCUUGAGUAACACUUGUUCAUGUGGAAUACAGAAAUCAAUUAAUCUAAAGGACAAAAGGCUGGCUUUGGACCAACACUCCACUAAGUUAGCUGGCACUUUGAAAGCAAGAAGCUCAUCCUUUGUGCGGGAGAAGGAAACCAUGCAAAACUUAUUUGAAAAAUCCGUGAGAUGGUCUCUCUUUUCGAGAUCACUUGAUUCAGUAUUAGACUUGAGUAAUCAGUGGCACCAAAGAGAGCUUAGCACAUUUUCCAAUUGCAAUAUUCAGCUGGAUGAAUCAAACAGGGGAAAGCUUUUUGAACAAAUCAGGCAAGUUGGCUUCAUGAAGCAUAUUUCCAACUUGUCUUUGCGUUGCAGGCAGAAUUCUGAAGAUAAGGCUUCUGAAGUAGCUGUAGAACCAGGGUCAACUAUGAUAUUUCAUCCAGUGCCUUUCAAAAGUUGUUGUUCAGAAUUAGGCCAGGACACUAAGCAGCACCCAAUGUCUCCAGCUAUAAUUCAUGACUGCAGCAGAGUGUGUUUACCUGACCUGCUUUCCCAUCAAAAAGAUAUCAAACAGCAACUUAAAAUAGAUUAUCAUCCAAAACAAUCAGCUUUCCGCAAACUCCAAAACAGAAGCAAAACCGACAGCUCUCUACAGGAUAAAGACAAUGAUUGUUCCAUGGCCACACGGAACAAACAGCUGCAAAAGAGUCCAAAUGGGGCUUGUCUUAGGUACUACCAUGUUUUUAAAGAAGGGGAGUUGGUUGAACUGAUAGAACAUCAUGUUCCUGAGCUCCAUGUUAUUCAUUCAUACUUUGACCAUGCAAAUUGGUGUGUGAUUGCAGAAAAGAUUCAUGUGUGGAAGAUCUAGGGGAAGAUUUUCAAAGGUACAGAUGCCUGACUGUAUUUGAAAGUCAAUGGGAGUUCGGUGCUUGGUAUUUGAAAUCGUCCCCCAAGCUUUUUAUCCCUAUCUUGUGCUUUGACUCUCUCUGUGACUUUGUUUCUUUUGUUUUGUACUUGACUGUCACAGUCAUAUACCCUUUUAAAAUCAUUUUAUAGAAACAUUUCCUUCUAUAAUGGUAAUUUCAGAUUGGAUACAUUUUAAGAUGCAUUGGAUACGAUUUCAGGUUGGAUACAUUUUUCCAUGGCUUUUUAAUAGUAGCUGUCAGUUUUGCUUUUUGUUGUUUUAGAAUAGUUAAAAUGCAUUUAUAAGUUUUUCCUGUUGCGAUGUUUCUAUAUGAAUAUUAAAGAUGUUUGUUAUUCAUUUAUAAUUAUUAUCUUUAAUGUCUUUUUAUAUUUAAAAUGUAUUAUGUGUUGGGGCUUGGAGUAAUAUAAGGCUGAUGGUACUUUUGAGAAGGAUUCAUUAUUUUAUUACAGUCUGCUUAUCAUUCUAUAUGAUACCUCAAGUCACAGUACAGAGACAGUCCUCAUAAAAGUACCAUAUAUAUAUAUAU
This is a messenger RNA of Dermochelys coriacea (leatherback sea turtle), 2380 nucleotides long. RefSeq names its product probable tRNA methyltransferase 9B. Gene Ontology annotation, cellular component: cytoplasm; nucleus. The transcript is spliced from 4 exons. NCBI's taxonomy places the organism in Eukaryota, Metazoa, Chordata, Testudines, Dermochelyidae. Gene Ontology annotation, molecular function: S-adenosylmethionine-dependent methyltransferase activity; tRNA binding. Bases 709 to 1797 code for a protein of 362 amino acids. The record is from RefSeq and is a predicted model, not a curated record. Gene Ontology annotation, biological process: tRNA wobble uridine modification.